This is a messenger RNA of Tilletiopsis washingtonensis, 207 nucleotides long. RefSeq names its product ribosomal protein S28e. The record is from RefSeq and is a predicted model, not a curated record. The transcript is spliced from 4 exons. Gene Ontology annotation, biological process: maturation of SSU-rRNA; ribosomal small subunit assembly; translation. Gene Ontology annotation, cellular component: ribosome; cytosolic small ribosomal subunit. Lineage: Eukaryota; Fungi; Basidiomycota; Exobasidiomycetes; Entylomatales. Gene Ontology annotation, molecular function: structural constituent of ribosome. Bases 1 to 207 code for a protein of 68 amino acids.
AUGGAUGCCUCCAAGACCCCCGUCAAGCUCGCCCGCGUUAUCAAGGUUCUUGGCCGCACCGGCUCGCGCGGCGGUGUGAUCCAGGUGCGCGUCGAGAUGAUGGACGACCAGAGCCGGAGCAUCAUCCGCAACGUGAAGGGCCCGGUCAAGGAGGACGACAUCCUGGCACUGCUCGAGUCCGAGCGUGAGGCACGCCGCCUGCGCUAA